Lampris incognitus (smalleye Pacific opah) is the source of this 1314-nucleotide messenger RNA. Its product is annotated as neuronal acetylcholine receptor subunit beta-2-like. Gene Ontology annotation, biological process: monoatomic ion transmembrane transport; regulation of membrane potential; chemical synaptic transmission. The record is from RefSeq and is a predicted model, not a curated record. The transcript has 4 exons. Gene Ontology annotation, cellular component: neuron projection; postsynaptic membrane; synapse. NCBI's taxonomy places the organism in Eukaryota, Metazoa, Chordata, Actinopteri, Lampriformes, Lampridae. The coding region runs from base 16 to 1185 and encodes 389 amino acids. Gene Ontology annotation, molecular function: transmembrane signaling receptor activity; acetylcholine-gated monoatomic cation-selective channel activity.
GAGAGGGAACAGAUAAUGACUACCAACCUGUGGCUGUUUCAGGAGUGGAAUGACUACAGGCUGAGGUGGGACCCGGACAAAUAUGAAGGCAUCAAGAAACUACGUAUCCCAUCCAAACUCAUCUGGCUGCCUGAUAUUGUGCUCUACAACAAUGCUGACGGUGUGUACGAGGUGUCCUUUUACUGCAAUGCUGUGGUCUCCAACACGGGAGACAUUUUUUGGCUCCCCCCAGCCAUCUACAAGUCGGCCUGCGCCAUAGAGGUCAAGAACUUCCCCUUCGAUCAGCAGAACUGUACACUCAAGUUCCGCUCCUGGACGUACGACCAUACCGAGGUUGACCUUAUCCUCACCAGUGACUUUGCCAGUCGGGACGACUUCACGCCCAGCGGAGAGUGGGACAUUGUCUCACUUCCGGCGCGCAAAAAUGAGGACCCCAAUGACAUCACCUACUUGGAUAUUACCUAUGACUUUGUGAUCAAGAGGAAGCCGCUGUUUUAUACCAUCAAUUUGAUCAUCCCCUGCGUGUUGAUCACGUCGCUGGCUAUCCUGGUGUUUUACCUGCCAUCGGAUUGCGGCGAGAAGAUGACUCUGUGUAUCUCGGUGCUGCUGGCACUUACUGUGUUCCUCCUGCUGAUAUCAAAGAUAGUGCCACCUACCUCACUGGCAGUGCCACUUAUAGGUAAAUACUUAAUGUUCACCAUGGUGCUGGUCACCUUCUCCAUUGUGACCAGUGUGUGCGUCCUCAAUGUUCACCACCGUUCACCAUCCACCCAUCACAUGCCGGACUGGGUCAAACGCCUUUUCUUGGUCCGCCUUCCUGCAUUCCUUCUCAUGAGACGUCCUGGCUCCUCCAAUGUCCGUGAAAAGCUUCGCCGGAAAUAUGCCAACCGCAGUGCUGCCAGGAAUAAUGUCAAUGAUUCCAAAGAGAAGAAACGCUAUUCUGACAUCAAACUGGGUGGCAUCCGAACUGACAACAACUUCUACCUGAAUGAUGAUUCAGCCCGGAGGUUUGGCUGGAAGGUAGGUGAUAUUCCAGAUGGGAUUGGUGGGCUCCCGGACUUUCGGAGGCGUGUGGCAGUUAAGUGGGAUGCGGAUCUUGAGGAGGCAGUGGAUGGAGUGAGAUACAUUGCCGAGCACAUGAAGACAGAAGAUGAUUUUGAAGGGGUGAGAGAAAUUAAUAUUUGAUUUAACAGCUGUGAUAAUGUAUAGAAAGAGAAAAAAGACAGGAGGGAAGGGAAUUACAAAUGGAUGGAAGGAAAAAUAAAUUAAUUUGUGCAAGAGUAAAAGUAGGAAUCUUGACAUUAAUUAAGGUGA